CUGCACUGGGCAGCAGAGAGGGGUCACGUGGCGGCGGCCAGCUGCCUCGUCGGCGCCGGCGCGGAGGUCGACGCCAGGGACACCUGGGAGCAGUUGACGCCACUGCACUUGGCUGCAGAGAGUGGCCACGCUGGUGUGGUGCGGCUGCUGGUCGGCGCCUCUGCUGACCCCAACGCCAGGGAUGGGCAGGGGCGGACGCCGCUGCACAGGGCGGCAGAGGAGGGCCACGCAGAGGCGGCGGCUGAGCUCCUCCUGGCGGGGGCGGACAGGGGGGCCCGGGAUGACGAAGGCAGGACCCCCCUGGACGUCGCCAGGGAGAGGGGAAAGCGGGAGCUGGUGCGUAUGCUGAGACAACGCUGACAUACGGCACUCAGGAAACAC
Schistocerca cancellata (South American locust) is the source of this 381-nucleotide messenger RNA. RefSeq names its product fibronectin type 3 and ankyrin repeat domains protein 1-like. The annotation marks the transcript as partial. The transcript has a single exon. Gene Ontology annotation, molecular function: protein binding. The record is from RefSeq and is a predicted model, not a curated record. Lineage: Eukaryota; Metazoa; Arthropoda; Insecta; Orthoptera; Acrididae.